UUAUCCUAACCACUGUUCAGAGUGCUUAAAGAAAGUUGCUGAGGUGAAUAUCCACCAUGGAGUGGCUCAAUAUAAUCUUCACUAUCUACGCCAUCUUCGCCGCCUUCUACUUGUACGUGAAGUACAAGCAAUCCUAUUGGGACCGCGAAGGAGUGCCUUCUGUUAACACUAUGUUCUUGCUGGGAACAAGUGGCGCAAGCUUGAUUAAUCGCAUUCCCUUUAUAUUUAACUUCCACCAAGUGUACAAAGAAUUGAAGGCUAAAGGCAAAUUUGGAGGGCUUUACACCUUCACGUCGCCCGCAAUAAUGUUCAUUGACCCCAACCUUAUCAAGACUGUUCUUGUUAAAGACUACCAUCACUUUGAGGACCGCGGAUUCUACGUCAACGAGAAAAGCGAUCCGCUCACGGCUCAUUUGUUCUCCUUAUCUGGAAGUAAAUGGAAAAAUUUGAGAGCUAAACUCUCUCCAACAUUCACCAGUGGUCGAAUGAAGAUGAUGUUCCCGAUAGUCAGUGGCAUUUCUAAUCAAUUCGAGAGGGUUUUCAGAGAGCAAGUCGCGAAAGAUAGCACAGUCGAGAUUAAAGAUCUUCUGGCUAAAUUUACUAUGGAUGUUAUUGGAAACUGCGCAUUCGGACUCGAGUGUAACAGUCUCAAGGAUCCGAAUACAGAAUUCAAAAACUACGGUUUCCAAGCAAUCUAUAGACCAAGUCUUGACGGAAUCAAACAAGCCUUUCUGAAUGCUUUCCCAAAAGUCGGGAAAUUCUUUGACAUGUUGCUCCUAAACCCUGAAGUUUCAGAAUUUUACAUGAGAGUUGUUCGUGAAACAGUGGAGCAUCGAGAGAAACACAGCAUUGAGAGAAAUGAUUUCAUGAACCUUUUGAUUGGCCUUAAGAACAGUCAAAGUGAGAGUGAGAAGUUAACUUUGAAUGAAGUUGCAGCACAAGCUUACAUAUUCUUUCUGGGUGGAUUUGAAACUUCCUCAACAACUAUGAUGUACUGUCUUUACGAAUUGGCUCUGAAUCCAGAUAUUCAGGAGAAAACCCGCGAACACAUCAAUCAAGUUCUGCAAAAGCACAACAACGAAUUCACCUACGAGGCGAUGAUGGACAUGCCAUAUUUAGAACAGGUCAUCAAUGAAACACUGAGAAAAUACCCUAUUGUAACUCACUUGUUGAGAAUUUGCAAGGAAGACUACCCAAUUCCGGAUGAUAAAUAUACAGUCAAGAAAGGCACGAACGUUUAUAUUCACGUCUACAGUAUUCAUCGUGAUCCUGAGUACUAUCCAAACCCGGAUAAGUUCGAUCCCGAGAGAUUCACCAAGGAAGCUAUUGCAUCACGACCUCAAUUCACAUUUUUACCAUUCGGCGAUGGGCCUAGAAUUUGCAUAGGACUCCGUUUUGCCAUGAUGCAGAUGCGCGUUGGACUUGUGGCACUUCUACAGAGUCUGAAGUUCUCUCCCUGUGGAAUGACAGAUAUUCCAUUGGAAGGAUAUCCACUCACGAUGCCUUUUCUGGUGCUUGAGAAAGGUAUUUACUUGAAAGCAGAAAAAAUCUAGUUUCCUCUCAAUCUUAUGUACAACAUUUGAGUAAAACUAAAAGGAAAGCAGUGUUGUUUAAGUUCCAUUCCAAACUUAGGGCUAGAGGUGAAGCUCUGAAUCGCAAGUAUAGAAAAUAGUUAUAAAUUAAGAGCUCCUUCUUGCCUUCCAAUCAAUUUUUGUCUGGUUUUCAAUGGAAUUAUCAUAUUUACUCUGGUUGCGAAACACAUAAAUUCUUCACAAUAUUUAUGAAUAUCAAUUUGUUUCUGAAAUUUUGCUCUGUUAUUUCUUCUCUCUCGCUUUGAAUUUUAUUUUCUUCGGCUCCACCAUGCUGUGUUUUAUAUUCAGCCCCAGAAAAAACACCCUCUCAAGACCCUUUUUGCACCUCAUUUACUUCUCAAUGCAGAUGCAGAAGAGUCGUAACGCGGAGUUGUACGGAACAAUAUCAUAUGCUGUGUACACUCGCUACUGUCGACGGGAGAUUUCACCGGCACGGACUAUCUCGGCUUUCUGGUGAGGUGAAUGCGAAAAUGUUCAUCAAUCCUAUGGUGUUGCUCAACACAUUCCGCUCCGGCUGCCGACGAUGAGAUACGGAAAAAGGUAAAUGGGAAAAGCUCAUUCACCUCUAAUUCAAUUUCAGGGUAUGUCUCACCGUUCCACCCUCAAGGCACGGCACUUGGAAUGCCUCAGUGGAAUUCCCCAGGACGCCAUAAGGUGUGAAUACAAAAUUUACAGCGCAACCGAAAGGGUUGGCGUCGAUGCAGCCUCAGUGAAACUCGUGUGAUUCUGGCAACAGCCAAAGAGAGCAGCGAUAAUCCCUGAAU
Molecule: messenger RNA, 2356 nt
Organism: Phlebotomus argentipes
Lineage: Eukaryota; Metazoa; Arthropoda; Insecta; Diptera; Psychodidae
Product: probable cytochrome P450 6a23
Exons: 2
Coding region: 57-1553 (498 amino acids)
Molecular function (GO): monooxygenase activity; oxidoreductase activity, acting on paired donors, with incorporation or reduction of molecular oxygen; iron ion binding
Source: RefSeq, a predicted model, not a curated record